AUGGACGCCGACGACUCGACCCUCAGCAGGCUCGUAAACCAGUGUAAAUCCGGCGACGUGGACGCCAAAAUAGAUGCCGUCACGAAACUGCAGGCCGAGUUUGAGAGCGGUGUGGAGGUGAAGAUCCUGCACUCGGAGAGUGAUCUCUGGCUGAAUCCUUCUUCUCAGAUCAACGACCCCGACGCCCUCAUUAAUGCCCUGAAAGCCUGCCUACGAAUAUCCCACCAGCACCUCACGACAGCGACUCUAUCUGCCCUGCCCCCUCUUCUACCUCUGCUCAUAUCUCGUCCAGUCCAGUCACGACAUGUCAAUGCGCAGUCGCCAGCGGCAUCCACGUCGUCCUCUACAUCUGCCAUCAUCGAUACGUCCACCCUCCGCCAUGUCCUUCUCGCUUUCCUCCCUUCCCCUGGCGUCAUAGACAGGCUGGGAGACAGCCGGGAGAAGGCAAGAGAGAAGGCACGGGAGACUUUGGUUAUACUCGGCGGAAUGGCCUUCCGGUCGGGGAGCGGAGCUCUCGCAAAGUCAGGCAGCGGGAAGGGCCCGGAGACACCGCUGCAGAUCUUCGAGCGGUACCUGCGCGAGAGCGGGUUCGCGAGCAAAGUAUGGAGAGUCCGAGAACAGUCUAUCCUCACGCUGGUCCACAUCCGGCGCGCCCACCACCUCUUCCCUCUCCGCGCCUACCUCCCGCUCCUCGUCGGCGCCCUCGAAGACGGCGACGCCAACGUGCGAGAAUGCGCGCGGCAGUCCGUCGUCGAGCUCUUCACCGGGCCCGGCAUCACCGACAUGGCGCGCUCCGACCUCAAGAAAGAGCUCACGAAGCAGGGCGUGCGCAAGACGACCGCGGACACGAUCCUGACGAGGGUCUUCGCGGGCGGCGGGGCUGGCAGCAACCCGCAGAGCGACGCGGGCUCGGAGGACGGCGACGUGCGCUCGACGGGGCCUGCGGGGCGGAAACCGUACGUCCCGCCCAGCCUGGCGCUGAUGAACCGCAGCAAGAGCGGGCCUGCGACUACGACCGCGCGGACGGUGAGUCAGAGCAGCAGCGCGAUCCCGAGCCGGCCUGCGAGUCGCGCCGCUAUGGUGGUGAGCCCGCCACUCCCGACGCCCACGAGCGAAAGCGGGACCGCGGAGGUGAAGCCUGUCUAUAUUGCGUCGGGUCGAGAUUUGGAGAACGAGUUUGCGGCGAUGGAGAAGCCGUUUGAGGGGAAGGAGACUGAGCAUAACUGGGUCGCGCGCGAUCAGUCUAUCACCAGGGUCCGCGGUAUGCUCAAGACCGAAGUGCAUGUGCAGUACACAGACAUAUUCUUCGCGCAUCUCAAGCAGUUUCUCAACUGGUCCUUGAAGACUCUUACAAGUCUGAGGACCACCGUGUCGAUAAACACAUGCUUGAUGUACGCGGAGCUUGCGACCACGUUAGGAACGGCUCUAGAUCCCUUCUGCGACGUGCUGUAUAUCAACCUUUUGAAGAUGUCGUCGCUGACGAAGAAAAUCGUCGCGCAGCAAAGUCAGGACACAGUAACGACCCUCAUGCACCACACAUCCGCGCAGCCACGGAUAAUUAUCCCCAUUCUCUGGACGACGCUGCAAGACAAGAACGUGCAAGCGCGCGUCUACGCCAUCGGGCACGUCAAGAUUUACAUGGAGGUGCAUGGCGCCCGCGCGAGGCAUGCGAUUGAAGCGCACGGCGGUCACGACAUACUGGAGAAAUGCGUCAAGAAAGGCCUGGCCGAUCCGAACCCUGGGGUGCGCGCGGGUAGCAGAGCCUGUUUCUGGUCUUUCGAGGCUGUAUGGCACGACAAGGGGCAGGCUAUCCUGGCGGCGUCUGACGCUACGGUGCGCAAGGCCUUGGAGAAGGACUGUCCCAACCCGCAAGCCGCGGCAGCGGUAUUGCCGCCCAAAACGCCGACUGUCAAGAAGAGCAGCGUCGCGGCGGCCAUUGCUGCUACGCGUGCAAAGGCCAAGGCUGUCGCUACUGCCCCGCCCACCCUCCGGCACCAGGCUACCUCGACGGCGCAUGCAGUGAGAGCCACGUCUCCCCCUGCUAGCGGACCGACAUCUCCCUAUGGCAGAGCUACUUCACCUCUAGGCACUGUGUCCAGGUCGAUCUCGCCGUCUUCCCCACCCCGCUCGCGUGUCAUGUCGACUGGCACGCGCACCAUCGGUCGUUCGGCCAGUCACAACGCGGUACCUGGGUCCCAGCAUGCCAGGUCGGUGUCAGGACCGGGUAUACGAGCAGCGUCACCCACGUCGCCCGUCUCCUCCUCGUCGAGCAUGGAUCCCUUCGCAGCACGACGUGCAUCUCCGCUUGCUUCCUCGACCGCUGGUCGCGGCCUUUCAGAGCUGAGGAAAGCGAUGCAGACUGCCUUGCCGUCCUCUCCAGAAAGUACGACCGCUCAUUCUACACCUACGCCAGCCGGCGGCCGUGGCUCGACGGAGUUGCGCAGGGCCAUGCAAACCGCGUUGCCUGCUUCGCCCGAGAAUACAACCGCUCACGUUCCUCGCAGUUCACCGGCUACAGUAGGUAAGCCUACACCCGGUACGAGGCGAGCUCCCCUAGCCUCCGUCGUGCCGUCUGCGACGACUCGACAGUCUCUCCUGAUGCCAAAGACCAAUGGCAAUCUUGACGAUGACUCGCUGCUGAUGGCUACCCAGAUCCCCGUACCAGAAGACAGCGACGAAGACAUGGACAUUGAUCAGAGCAUGAACUUGAUCUCGUUCUCGACGCCGUAUGAGCUCUAUCCUCCCCCCGCUCCUCCUUCAGCGACUGAUUCGGCUGUGCGGACACCUGUUUCCCCGAAAUCGACUGACAACCUGUUAUCGUCUCCUCCGAAUGAGCGCGUAGUUGAGGAUGCCAUGCGUGCUCGUGCUGAGCAGGCCGAAAGUGCGGCUGAGCGGCUCCUAGAACUCGUCGACCCCGAGGAGGACGGUGCUCAUGCGUCACCUAUCCCUCCCUCGCUACUGCCUUCCAGCGAGUCGAGCGGUACAGUGAAAGUCAAGGCGAAGCCAGCUGUCGCAGCCGCUCUCAGGAAUGGCAUGGCUCCGCCCGCGACCCCAGCGAACAGAAGUACCGCCAUCUUGAAGCAGGCGGCGAUGUUCAAGGAUAGCCCUGCCUACAACGGAAAGUCAGCGUCAUUAUUAGACGUCCUUCAAGACAAGAAGCACGAGACAGGGUGGUGGCUGAAACGAAAGAUUCUCAUUGAUCAAGGCACUCCUUUGAAGGCUGGCCAGCCGUCUGAGAGAGCUAGCGAGCUGGAGGGAUAUAUCUCGGCUCUUCAAAGUGGUGAAGCCGACGUGCGGACUCUCCAGAAGCUGGCUUUACUUUGCAGCGAGAACCCAGUUGCCAACCCAUCGGCUUCUACCGACGGGUUCAUGGACCCAUCCUCCCCAUUCAUCGACAAAACCGUCACUUUGUCUACUCGCUCGUCUGAGAUCUGGUCGCGGGAGAAAAGAUUCAAUCGGCUGUUCAACGCGCUGAUUCAGUACUUGAAUCCGGAACGAUCGGAAGAUGAGCUGGAAUAUGGGCUGAUCGUGUUAUGGGAAAUGCUGGAAAAUCAAGCACCCCUCCUUGAGGGCCAUGAAUCUGAUAUCUUUUCAGUGAUGUUGCAAGUAAGAUAUUGCAAUAAACUAAAUGUCUUAGAAGCGACGAACACAAUACGGGAUGCUGCCACUACGAGGAUCGAGCCGGUGUACGGCGUCACAACAUUACAUGCCAAUCUGCGAACCUUCCUCGCUGCACCUGCACCCGCGUUUGCUACUGCAGAGGCCAAGUCAACUAUAUAUGCAUUUGGUCUCGUGGCCAUGGGUAAAUUCAUCUUGCGAUUACCCGCCGAAAUUGUCGAAGAUGAACUCCCCCGCCUUCGUGCGACAUUAAUUGCAGCCUUGAAUGAUACCACGUCACUCAUCGUGCGGGAAUCUGCGGCGGCCUGCAUCAUCGCCGCUCAACUAGUCCUACGUGACGAAACCCAUCUAUUCGCACUACUGGACGGUCUAGCCGACGAAAAGAAGAAUCUCCUGACCUACUUGUUCGAUAAGCACGGCGCAAGAGGGUUCGAACAGGACUCUUCCGGUAUGGAACGUUUGGAGAGGGAAAUGAGGAGACUGGAUACGAGAACCAGUACGCCCGUAAAACGGGCUUAAUAAUUUGUGAGGAGAGUCUUUCCUCAUUCUUUUUCCUGUAUAGAGCAGUCGGAGCAACAUGUCCUAUAGCCUUGUUUCGUAUGUAUUCUGUCUUGUUGAUUACGCCCUUAUCAUGCCAUGUGUUGUAUUUUACCCAUGUUUAUAAGUAGUUUAUGGCACAACUAUAUGAAGGAGCCCAGAGAUUUUUC
Messenger RNA from Gloeophyllum trabeum ATCC 11539, 4325 nucleotides. RefSeq lists its product as uncharacterized. Gene Ontology annotation, molecular function: microtubule binding. The coding region runs from base 1 to 4137 and encodes 1378 amino acids. The transcript is spliced from 9 exons. The record is from RefSeq and is a predicted model, not a curated record. Gene Ontology annotation, biological process: mitotic spindle assembly. Gene Ontology annotation, cellular component: cytoplasmic microtubule; mitotic spindle midzone; microtubule organizing center. Lineage: Eukaryota; Fungi; Basidiomycota; Agaricomycetes; Gloeophyllales; Gloeophyllaceae.